Molecule: messenger RNA, 1462 nt
Organism: Mangifera indica (mango)
Lineage: Eukaryota; Viridiplantae; Streptophyta; Magnoliopsida; Sapindales; Anacardiaceae
Product: cycloartenol-C-24-methyltransferase-like
Exons: 15
Coding region: 137-1201 (354 amino acids)
Biological process (GO): sterol biosynthetic process
Cellular component (GO): endoplasmic reticulum
Molecular function (GO): sterol 24-C-methyltransferase activity
Source: RefSeq, a predicted model, not a curated record
UCCUUAUACAAAAACUGUAUAUUAUAAGUAUUCUUUUCCUUUUUCUCAUACAAAAACUGUAUAUUAUAAGAGGCUCACUCUCUUUUCUGGUUCAGAAGCCCACUCUCGACUUCUCCAAAUUCGAACUCACCAAACAAUGCCGAAGGCUGGCGCCUUGGAUCUGGCUUUUGGGGUCGGUGGAAAAAUUGACAAAAGCGAAGUUCUCUCCGCCGUCAAAACGUAUGAGAAGUAUCAUGUCUGUAAUGGAGGUGAAGAGGAAGAGAGAAAAGCUAACUACGCUGACAUGGUAAAUAAAUAUUAUGAUCUCGUAACCAGCUUUUAUGAGUUUGGCUGGGGGGAGUCUUUCCAUUUUGCACCAAGAUGGAAAGGAGAGUCUCUUCAGGAGAGUAUGAAGCGACAUGAGCAUUUCCUGGCUUUACAACUUGCCCUGAAACCUGGACAGAAGGUUCUGGAUGUAGGUUGUGGAAUUGGUGGACCAAUGAGAGAAAUUGCACGGUUCAGCUCAACAUCGGUCACUGGGUUGAACAUCAAUGAAUAUCAGAUAACAAGAGGAAAAGAACUAAACCGAAUUGCAGGAGUGGACAAAACCUGCAACUUUGUAAAGGCUGACUUCAUGAAGAUGCCUUUUCCUGACAAUAGUUUUGAUGCUGUAUAUGCAAUUGAUGCAACCUGUCAUGCACCAGAUGUAUAUGGAUGCUACAAAGAGAUUCGCAGAGUAUUGAAGCCUGGCCAAUGCUUUGCAGCAUACGAAUGGUGCAUGACUGAUGCUUUUGAUCCUCAAAAUCAAGAACAUCAGAAAAUUAAGGCUGAAAUUGAGAUUGGUGCCGGCCUUCCUGACGUCAGGUUGACUAGAAAUUGUCUUGAAGCUCUGAAACAAGCUGGUUUUGAGGUGUUGUGGGAGAAAGAUCUUGCUGUUGACUCACCUCUCCCAUGGUACUUGGCUUUCGAUAAAAGCCACUUCUCACUAAGUAGCUUCCGCCAAACUGCUGUUGGACGUUUCUUCAUUAGAAACAUGGUUAGGGCCCUGGAAUUUGUGGGAGUAGCCCCAAAGGGCAGUCAAAGGGUUCUAGAUUUGCUGGAGAGAGCUGCUGAGGGUUUGGUUGCUGGUGGAAGGAAAGAGAUUUUCACGCCAAUGUAUUUUUUUGUGGCACGGAAGCACAGUCUGGCAGUCAGUAAAUUGGGAGUGCAAACGGUUUCUUAACAUCUGCUAAUGGACAGUAUUGUCACAGAGUAGAGGAUGCAAUUUAUAAGUAUGUAUGGACCUGUUAGCAAUUGUCCUUGUUUUUUUGUGAGUUGGUUGCAUGAACUUUCUUGCUAUUGUUAUUUGGCUUGUAACGUGAAACUCUAUGAUUUCCAGUUUGAUUGUAACGUGAAACUUUUGUUAUUUUGUUCUUGUUUUUGUAUCUCCUGCUGCCUGUGACCUUGAGGAUUUUAAUUUAAGUGUGCAUCUGUUCAACUACUA